Molecule: messenger RNA, 2493 nt
Organism: Anastrepha obliqua
Lineage: Eukaryota; Metazoa; Arthropoda; Insecta; Diptera; Tephritidae
Gene: Fbxl4
Product: F-box/LRR-repeat protein 4
Exons: 12
Coding region: 425-2389 (654 amino acids)
Biological process (GO): SCF-dependent proteasomal ubiquitin-dependent protein catabolic process
Cellular component (GO): SCF ubiquitin ligase complex
Molecular function (GO): protein binding
Source: RefSeq, a predicted model, not a curated record
CCCAUCUGUCAAAUUCGCUCAGAGACGAAUAACGGUUUGUCACGUAGUACACCUCUAUAAAUCUGUUUACCAUGCCUUCAAUGAAUACAACAUGAAUAAGAGCAACAAAGAUUUCAAGGCAUGAGAAAAAAUCGGAGUUGAAAGGAUUAACAAGAAAUACAUAUGGGCCACCCUGUAUAAUUAUUUCUUCAUUGCCAGGAACACGGCCAUGAUUUUGUCAGCUGUUUCUCUCAAAACGUCAACUGAAGAAAUUCAUUGUCCUGUGUUUUCAAUUAAUUAGUGUUUUUAUUAUGAAGUAUUGAAAAUAGUAUGCGAAAGGAAAAAUCUUUAUGACGCAAUACAAAAGAUUAAAAAAAUAGUUUGGCUAAUUAAAAGCCAUAUUAUAUUGAAAAAUAAAGUCAUAGGUUAUUAAAGAUAUUAUCAAAUGUCGUCUGCAUCGGAUGAGGACGUGGGCAAAACAGAAGCUGGAGCUAUUGUCGACUUCUUUAAGUCGAGCUCUGAGGCGGAUAAUGAGCUAUGCAAUACUUUUAAGGACUCGGAACUAAUGAAUAUUUCAGAGGGAUUUUGUUAUGCUGGUUAUCGUUUGGACCAAUACGCCCAGGAUGUAGCGGAUUUUAGCUCGCAAUAUGGCAGCGAUUACAGUAUAUCUUAUACAGCUCCUAACAUUACGGGUAAACCUCGGAAGUAUCCAGAAUAUGGGGACUUUCCAGAAACAUAUGCAAUGCGUACUUACGGCGAUUGGUGGAAAAAGGCAUCAAGUUAUGUUCCAGAAAUUCAGCCUCAAAACUUUCCAAAUAUUCCAGCGGAUGAUUAUAUUGUUGUAUAUUUCGAGGAGUAUGUUAUUCCAGAGGAAAUAGCGGUAUUUGAAACAUUCAAUCCCGGAGCCUUAAUUCGAAUUUGGGCAUAUAGCAUAACCAAAACUUGGUUUUGUCUUUGGGAAGCUGAUAAAUUAUACAAACCUCCACCUCAUACUGUAAACAAAGUACGCCGUUUUUCUCCGCAACUGAAAAAAAUGAAUUUGCCCACUAGAACUAUAAGACUAGAAUUUAAUCAUUCAUGUUUGGGUUACUUUACGGAAAUCGAUGCUGUUUUACUAGGAGGUAGAAAGGUGAAUAUUGAAAGCGCCCAACGAAUAGUCGACUAUUACGAACGUCAACGCAAAUGUUCCAUUUUACGCAAAUUACAAAGAAUUCAAUUUCGGCCAAAUAUCAAAGGCAACUAUCAUAAACAUUUGAGAGAGUUUUUCGCGAACGACCUUAAUAAAUUCCUGAACGUUUUAAGUAAUAGCACUGAAGUAUUAAAGGACGAGCCUGAUCUCCAAUAUUGUUACAAAAGUGUUGGACUCAACGAUAUGCCGUUUGAGAUUAUGUUGAAAAUAUUCAGUUACUUGGAUUUAAUAUCGCUAUUCUUAGUUGGACAAGUUUCCAAGUUCUUCUUUGACGUUUCCACACAUCCAUUGCUGUACAGCGAACUGAAUUUAAAACCAUAUUGGCAUCUCACAUCAAGCGAUUUAUUAUGCACUUUAGCAAAGAGAGCUACUGUUUUAAAAAAAUUGGAUUUAUCAUGGUGUGGUUUAUUUAAUACUAUUUCCCCAACUGAAUUUAAGAAAUUUAUACAGCAAAGAGGCGACAGUCUGAUAUGCUUAAGAUUGGACUCAUGCAAGAUUUUAAAUGCAAGUUGUAUUGAAACUUUGGGAAUAGUAUGCGACAACUUAAGAGAACUUUCCCUGAGAAAUUGUUCGACAGAUCCGCCACUACUGAACUUCUCCUGCUUGGCAAAUUUAAAGAAUCUGGAAAGAUUAGAUUUAUUUCAAACGGUAAGCACUAUUAUUAUUACACGUUUAAUAAAAUAUCGCAUGUAUUUACAUUCGUGCGGAUUAGCAUUUUGCGGAAUAGCUGUUAACAUGGACGCAGUGGCUCAGCAUAUAGGGCAAUAUAACCAAAGUUUAAUCUCAUUAGACUUGUGGAAGUCACGUUUUCUGUCGUCUGUAGGCUUGGAGGCAUUAUCAAAAUGCCAUGAUUUGGAGGAAGUUGAUUUUGGCUGGUGUUUACGGGAGGUCUCUCUUGGAGAUAGUUUAAAAAAAUUGUUAUUAAGUUGCACUAAACUCAAGAAACUAUUUUUGGCCACUGUACGUGGAAUAACCGACAGUGAUGUGGAGAAUAUUGCAAACUUUUGCAGUAACUUGGAACAGUUAGACCUGAUGGGAGUUUCAGGAAUAUCUAAGGAACGGUAUUAUGAGGUGCUGGUGAAAUGUGGAAAGCUGCAGUUAUUGGAUUUAAGUUUCUGUGAUAAUAUUGACGGUGAAGAGAUUGCAUUUUGGGCCCGCACCUUUAAAGUUAACAUUAAAUGCAGUCAUAUGCCUAAUGUGCCUAAUAAUGUGAGAUAUUAAUUAAAAUUAGCGUUGUACAAAAUUGAAAGUAACUAAUUUUUUGUACGCAUACAACUUAUACAAAUGUAAGCCAAAUAAUAUAUAAAUAUGGAUAGACACACAAA